AUGUCUAGGGCGAAGUCCUCCUACAUGCGAGACUUGGUCGGAAGAUGGCCGGCAGGGUGUUCGGGAGCCGGUUCCCUUCUUCGUCGGCAUUCCAACUACAACAGUUUCUACCGCUGUUUGGGAAACAGCAGCGGUGUUACUGUGUGUACAAGUAACGAAUCACCUGCUACCAUCUUCUUCGGUAGUGGUGGUGGUGGUCUUGCGGAUCAAUUGUUACAAAAAACAAAAGUUUCUCCUUGGCUCCUAAUCCCUCCUCCUGAUGCUGCCGCCUCCGCCGGAAAUAUCGUCGGCAACAAGCAGAGAAGUUGUUUCUAUGACUAUUAUUACAGCCUGGCGGAGAACAGAGUGAAAAGCAUCACGGCUGCCGAAAGUAGUUGCAGUGGCAUGCAGAAUUCAGAAGAUGAUGCUCUGUGCAUUGGGUCAUCUCACGGGUGGCUAGCUAUCGUGAACCGGCUCAAUGAUUCUGUUUUCCUUUUCAAUCCCAUAACACAGCGUAGGAUCGAGCUUCCCUCCAUCCGCACACUACCAGUUCAUGAUCCAAUUUACCGCACACUACCAGUUCAUGAUCCAAUUUUUUGCAAAACUAUUGGGGCUAUUGCUGCCUCGUCAUCGCCAGAAGCGGCUGCAGAGGACUGCAGAUUCAUGAUCUCCUACUACUCCGUGGAAGCAAGAGGAUAUAAGCUGGCCUUUUGCUGUCCCUCUCGCGGUGAAAAAAGCUGGACUUGCCUCCAAAGUCCUCUGGUAGACUAUAACUGCAUAGUUUAUUCCAGAAGGCACCGAAUGUUUGUCGCGGUCAAUACAGAUUUGGAGAUGGAGUGUUGGGAUCUUUCUAAUCCUCUGUCCCCGAAAAGGACUCGCAUUAAGAACCUAAAAGUGGAUGUGGAGGAAUAUCCUUGCUAUGAUUCCUUAAGAACUGAAGCUGAGGAAGAGGAAUUCCUCGAAAAAUUGGUGUCCCACGAUAGGCUUUUCUUGGUCCCAUAUGCUGAUCAUGAUUCCUCCUCCUCGUCGUCUUCGGGCCAGUUCUUUUGGGUAACGAAGUACACUGCGUACAGCGUCAACCAGGAGGACGGUUCUUUUGUAGAUGACCCUGAUUGGACUCUUCCAUACAAGACUUGGACUUUUGACGUUCAUAAAUUUAAUCUCACUGAUAAAGUGUUGAGGUACAUGGACAACUCUUUGGAGGAUCACGCCACUUUUAUUGGCAUGAAUGAUAGUUUCUCGCUCUCUGCAAAGGAUUUCCCUGAGGUGAGGCCUAAUUCCAUUUACUUCACUGAUGAUUACUAUCUCUCAUCUGGAAGAAAUAAGUCUUGGGGAGGUCACGAUGUUGGGAUCUAUAACUACAAAGACAAGACCUUCGAGGACUGCUAUUUCCCGUGUGAUUACAAAAACAUUAGGAGGAUCGAACCCUAUCCAAUUUGGUUUAUUCCUAAUCCACUCUAG
Messenger RNA from Coffea arabica (coffee), 1440 nucleotides. RefSeq lists its product as uncharacterized. Lineage: Eukaryota; Viridiplantae; Streptophyta; Magnoliopsida; Gentianales; Rubiaceae. The record is from RefSeq and is a predicted model, not a curated record.